AUGAUCCCGAACUUGAGCACUAUUGCCACAAACUCUGGGGCUCACCUGCUUCCAUUAAUCCAACAUUGGCGAAGGCAUGGCAUUAAGCCUCAAGAUAGCAUGAGGCAACGUCUGAAGGUACGUCACCCAAGUGACGUCGCGAUUGAAGAUAAGAUCAAAUCUUUGAACGCUGGGAUCGCUCUGAUCCGAGAGGAUCCCAACUAUGUCAAAUUCCGCGAGUACCUACACCAUGCGAGGUGCGAGUGA
Molecule: messenger RNA, 246 nt
Organism: Penicillium concentricum
Lineage: Eukaryota; Fungi; Ascomycota; Eurotiomycetes; Eurotiales; Aspergillaceae
Exons: 2
Coding region: 1-246 (81 amino acids)
Source: RefSeq, a predicted model, not a curated record